UGAAUUAUCCGGAAGAACUCUUCCAGCAGCUGGUCCCAAUGGUGUUUGAUUUGAAAUCAACCUCGAGACUUGCAUAUGUUGUUGUGCUGUGGAUGGUGGGAGUGAUCAUUUGACAAGACGUCGAAUUGAAGUUAUUAUUUUACAACUAUUCCUGGUUUAGCUAAGCUAGGAGCUGUGUGGUCGUAACGCCUACGCACCUCAUUGGACACCCACUAUCCGAUAUGUCACCUCAAUCGCCGACGUUGAAGGGAAACAAGACCGUGAAGAUCCUGCGCGAUGCAGAGGACGGCGGUUAUGGCAUCGUUGCGCCUAUUGUCUACAACAUAGGGCACAUCAUAGCGUGCAUCCAAGCCGCCGAGCGCAAACGGUCGCCGUUGAUCAUACAGAUGUUCCCAUGGGCAAUCACAGUCUCAGAUGGCCUGAUCGUCCACGCUGCCGCUCUCGCAGCAUCCAAGGCUUCGGUCCCCAUAUCGAUUCAUCUGGAUCACGCGCAAGAUGAAGCACUGAUCCGGUACGCUGCUGACACGCUGCCGUUUGACAGUAUCAUGGUCGACAUGUCCCACUACGAAAAAGAAGAGAACCUUGCAAAGACCAAGGAGCUGGUGAGGUAUUGCAAGGAGCGCGGCAUCGCAACCGAAGCGGAGCCUGGGAGGAUAGAGGGCGGGGAAGACGGGAUUGCGGACACUGCAGACUUGGAGGGCAUGUUGACGACGCUUGACGAAGUUGACGAGUUCAUCGGUACGGGCGUCGACUUUCUUGCGCCGGCGUUUGGAAAUGUGCACGGCGAGUAUGGGCCGAAGGGACCGCAAUUGGAGUUCGAUAGACUCGACGCCCUUCGCAAGCAUGCCGCCGGUCGUGUUCGGAUCGUGCUACACGGGACGAACAGCUUCUCCGAGGAAACCAUGCGCGAGUGUAUACGGCACGGCGUGACGAAAGUCAACGUCAACAAGCUAGUUCUGGACGACUACCAUUCGCAUCUGCAAUUGAACGCUAGCAAGCUGAGUCUAACCCAGCUGAUAGAGGAAGGUAUCAAGGAAACGGUGAAGCUGCUCGAGUGGCAGAUGGACGUCUGCUGGUCGACAGGCAAAGCUAGCGCGACGAAGUAGGCGAGGCUCCAGAAAUGCUAAGCAGACGUUUGUUUGUGGUGAGCCACCUGCGUGAAUGUCACAAUCUUCGUCUUGAAGGA
Molecule: messenger RNA, 1186 nt
Organism: Pseudovirgaria hyperparasitica
Lineage: Eukaryota; Fungi; Ascomycota; Dothideomycetes; Acrospermales; Acrospermaceae
Product: fructose-bisphosphate aldolase
Exons: 3
Coding region: 222-1106 (294 amino acids)
Biological process (GO): carbohydrate metabolic process
Molecular function (GO): zinc ion binding; aldehyde-lyase activity
Source: RefSeq, a predicted model, not a curated record